This is a messenger RNA of Scaptodrosophila lebanonensis, 1513 nucleotides long. RefSeq names its product abscission/NoCut checkpoint regulator. Gene Ontology annotation, cellular component: midbody; centrosome; cleavage furrow. Gene Ontology annotation, biological process: abscission; mitotic cytokinesis checkpoint signaling. Gene Ontology annotation, molecular function: phosphatidylinositol-3-phosphate binding. NCBI's taxonomy places the organism in Eukaryota, Metazoa, Arthropoda, Insecta, Diptera, Drosophilidae. The record is from RefSeq and is a predicted model, not a curated record. The transcript is spliced from 4 exons. Bases 68 to 1156 code for a protein of 362 amino acids.
AUUUCCCGUUCAAAAUUUCUAGUAACAUAAUUAAUUGGUCCAAAUUCAAUUAGUGCAUUGGUCCAAGAUGAGUUGCUUCGGCUGCAGCCGCAAAUAUGGACUGUUCUGCAAAGAGUACGGUUGUCCCAAUUGUGGAUAUUCCUACUGCGCCAAAUGUCUGAAGCGGCCAAUGCCAGUGCCACGCCAGGGUGGCAAAGUGCUGAACGUCUGUCUAAUCUGCUUUGACAAACUAAAUAAGCAGCAAGCUAGUGCUGAGGCUGAGAAAGUCAUUGAUUGUGAGGCGUUGCCGGGGGAGCUGGUCAAGCGAACGCCACCUAAAGGCGCCACAACACAUGACGCAGAGGCGGCUGAUGCACUCUUUGACAAUGUGCUACCCUCUGAGGAACUGGCCGCUGUCCUGGCGCCUAUUAGCAGCGUAACACCUGACACCAAUCCAACUAGAGUACAUUCCACAGCCGCCGAGGAUAUUGACGAAAAUCUUGAUAGCGCAAUAAGCACACGGUUGCAAAAUCUUAAGGCUGUUGAGUCCACAGACGACGAAAUACGUGCGCGAUUGUCCAAUUUAAGUGGAAUGCCGCACCAGAAGAACUACGACAAGAAAGAUUUGUUGCUAUCGACAGACAAAAGAACCGAUCAGGAGAAAAUGAAAGAUCUUUUAGAACAGUUUUUGGGCGAGACGCAAAUUGAUCAACGCAUAGAGCAUGAACGCAAUGAUGCUAUUUCGGAUAUUGAGCGUCGCUUGCGGGCGUUGCGUGAUGCGCCAAUCGAAGGGAGCACAGCAAUCGCAACAGGCGGGCCAGUCUAUUCACCAGAUACCAACACUCCUAGUGAUAAUGAAGCCGAGGAGGACGAGCAAACUACACUUAAAAAGAUUAUGGACAAGUAUUUUGCUGAAGCGCGUUUGCCAGUUGCGGCCAAUGAACUAGAAACAGAGUUGGCCAAUAGCAUACCAGUGCCCACACCCUCGACUGAAACUGAGGAGCUGCCUUGGUGCAAUAUUUGCAACGAAGAUGCUGUUUUUCGCUGUCGGGGUUGCGACGGUGAACUCUUUUGUGCGCAAUGCUUCCGUGACUGUCAUGACGAUGAUGAGGAAUAUCGUGCGCAUGAGAAAGAGAAAUAUAGCGCACCUCCGAAAUUUAAGGAAAAUCACUUUUGAGGAAAUCUACGACGACUCAUUGUGAAAAGCGUUGCAGAAAUUUGACACAUGAUGCUAUUUUUCAGUUUCGCAUUACAUACAUAUACAAAGUUAAAUGUGUACGAUAAUAUGCGUAUAUAUGUAUGUAUGUAUGUAUAAGCUACAGUCCAAAACUUGAUUUUAAUCAAAUUUAUGUUAAAUAUGUUUACAGGCUAUUAAAUGCCAUAGUCAUAAAAUUAAUUAUUUAAGGUGUGUGUGUCAGUUCAUGCGAAGUUUCUUUUUUCGCAGCAAAUAUUACAGCACGAAUCUCUGAAACGGAUAUUUCAGUGUAGAUGUGAGCAAAAUUGUUAACCACAAGAAUAAAACUGUUUUGCAUAA